This is a messenger RNA of Cutaneotrichosporon cavernicola, 1104 nucleotides long. RefSeq lists its product as uncharacterized. NCBI's taxonomy places the organism in Eukaryota, Fungi, Basidiomycota, Tremellomycetes, Trichosporonales, Trichosporonaceae. Gene Ontology annotation, molecular function: protein binding. The coding region runs from base 1 to 1104 and encodes 367 amino acids. The transcript is spliced from 4 exons. The record is from RefSeq and is a predicted model, not a curated record.
AUGGGCCUCACCAAGAAGAAGGCCGCGCGUAAGACUGCCAAGAAGGAAAAGGCGGCGUCCGCGUCAGCAACCGACGUCCCUUCUUUGCUGGACAAGGCGAACGUCCUCCUCGCUCAGUCCAACUUUGACCUUGCCAUCAAGUUCCUGGAACGGGCUCUCGAGCUCGAGCCUGGUAACCUUGAGGCGCGCGAGCUGGCUGGGGUUGCUGAGCUUGAGGGAGGUGACGUGGACCGUGGCCGCGCUCACCUUCUCCACCUCUUCCCCCCACACGCCGCCGCGAACCCCGACUCCCCGAGCCCCUACCUCUACCUGGCGCAGACGGCAGACGGACCCGAGGAGGCUUUAGGGUACUACUCUACCGCGACGGCGAUGAUUGAGAACGCCCUGAACGCUAAGGGCAAGGGGCGGGCUGGCGAGGAGGACGAGGAGGAGCUCCGCAAGAUGGCGCUGACGGCGAUCGUUGCCAUGAUCGAGAUCUGGAUGAGCGACUUGUGUUUCGAAGAGGCCGCGUCGAGUAACUGCGACGGCCUGGUCGCGCGGGCACUGUCCAUCUCACCCAACGACCCAGAAGCGCUCAUGGCCCUGGCGUCUAUUCGGAUGAGCCAGAGCAAGUUCGACGACGCAAAGGAGGUGGUCCUCAAGAUCUACCGCGACAUGGAAGGGCGGGAUCCCUUCGAUCCCAUGCUUCCGCCCUUGCCGGUGCGGCUGCAGUUCACUCGUCUCCUCCUCGAGCACGGGCUGCACAUGGAGGCGUUGGACGUCAUCACGACGGGACGCGAGGAGGACAGUCUCGAGGUCGAGAGCGCAUACCUUGAGGGCUGGACGUGGCACCUGCGUGCCCAGACGCUCGAGGAGGCACCCACUCAAAACUGGGCGGAUAUGGAUGACGACGAGGAGCCGAUGAACGCCGACGAGUGCUAUGCCGAGUCUCUCCGGGCCCUCCUCGAGGCCGCCAAGCUGUUCACAGAGCAGGACUACCCAGACGAGGGCAUCGGCUCUCAUCUCCAAGAACUCAUUGGAGGCCUGCAGAAGCGCGGCGUCAAGCCGGCCGUGCAUGCGGUGGAGGACGAGGGGGAGGACGACGGCGACGUGGAGAUGUCUUAG